GUACCUGUUUCUCUACCCCUAUCUAAGUGUCCUCUCUCUCUCUCUCUCCGUCUCCUUCCAGUCUCCCACCUUCUCCAGAGCUUCACCGAGGGAGAACUGAAGAAGGUGAUCGGGACUCUGAUUGACAGGAGUAGCAAGAGGAGAGGCAGGAACAGUAGAGAGGAGAGCCAGGAGAGCUCCUCCCAGACAACUAAGGGAGCUAAGAGUGCGCGCAGGAAGAGGUUAAAGCCGUGCUCUUUGCGGGAGGUGGAGGUGACGGUGGGGGAACUGGGGCUGGGCUACGACAGCGACGAGACUCUCCUCUUCAGGUACUGCAGCGGCAGGUGCACCGCACGCCGACGACGCAACUAUGACAUCGCCCUGGAACACACGAGGAGGGCGGGGCUCAUUAAAAAGGGGCGAAGAGACAAGGUGCAGUACAGCCCGUGCUGUCGGCCUAUCGCGUACGAGAAGGAUAUCUCCUUCCUGGAUAACAACAGUAGAUACCACACGGUGCAGGAGGUGUUGGCACGGGAGUGUGGCUGUGCGUGACCCUGGGGGAGGUGUGUAAACGUUUAAUAACGACCACAUCCUCUGAUCCACCAAUGAGUAAUGGCUACUGGGAUGAUGUCAUAAGAGAAUAAUAUGAUGUCUCAGUGUGGAUGCAAUGCCUCAUGAAAAGCGAGACUUGUCAUCGCAGGUGUUAUGGUCACGUGAUGCAGGAAGUGUCGGCUCUGGAGGCGUUGCUGUGCAGGAUCUCUGAACACGGGGCCUGUUUCCGGAAAGUUCCGUGGAGUUUUCUUUUAUCCGUCUUGCUGCACUGACAGCUUUGCCUUUCGAAAGGCAGCGUUCUGGAGGACCCAGCAUUCAAAUAAAACAUCAAUAUGCUCUAUCAUAGAGAACAGAACUAAUUGUUAUGAACAUAUAUUUCGGUUGGAUACAUGGAUAUUACCCACGGAUGCCGGAUUACAGCGAAAACAGGACGAUGCCUCUGAAUGAACCUUUGACGUUGGUCCGAUAACAGGAGGGCGACGUGUUGGCGAACGUUCAGAUAGAUGUGAUCGUCUGUCACGUGGAAUAUAGGGACUGCGAUCAGCUCUGUGAAUUCCAUUCCUCUCUGCUAGGUUGUGAACCUUUCACCUCAUGGAAUGUGAGUCUGCCCUCUGGUGGCGUUGGAGCUGCAGGACCUCCAUGUUCUAUGAGAAGGAGCACCAAUGCCUUCUGGGAUAUCAUGUCAGGUCUAGUUCAUUUUGUCAUGUGCACAGGAUACACGUGGUACGCAGUACAAUGAAAUGCUUACCUGUAGAUUCAUUCUCGGCGAUGCAACAUCAUAAAAAGACAGAAGUCAAUAAAUUAAGAAUAAUACAAAAAUAAGUUACAUUUAAAUAUCGUCUGACUUUCCGGGGUCCAUGGAUACUGGGUAUGGGAAGAUAGAGCAACAGGAUGACGUCUCUGAAUAUGGAUCUGUGUGGAUGUAUUCAGGGAUGGAAUUCAAGGAUGUUGUGUACCGAUCAGCUUGAGCUUAUAGACUCUGGCAUUUUUACUACGCAAGGUCCAAAAUCUGUGCAAUGGGUCAUUUUAAUAGAAAAAAAUAGCUAGCCAGUGGGCUAGUUUGGUAUAUUUUCUUCUAGCCCAGUCUAAAAGGUACUAGCCUCGGGGCUAUUUGUAUGGAACUGGUUGAGGGCAACACACCUGUAGUGAACUUCUGAGAAUCAUGAGAGCAUGGACCCGGUCACUAGAACAGUACUGAGUAUGGACCCGGUCACUAGAACAGUACUGAGUAUGUACCCGGUCACUAGAACAGUACUGAGUAUGGACCCAGUCACUAGAACUGUACUGAGUAUGGACCCGGUCACUAGAACAGUACUGAGUAUGGACCCGGUCACUAGAACAGUACUGAGUAUGGACCCGGUCACUAGAACAGUACGGAGUAUGGACCCGGUCACUAGAACAGUACUGAGUAUGGACCCUGUCACUAGAACAUUACGGAGUAUGUGGCAUGAUCAAUAGAGAGAAAUUCUUCUGUUUUUUAAAUCAGAAAGGAAUGAUAAAUAGUUCAUUCAAAAUAUUGAUCAAUGACCUUAAAUGGACCAUUAUCAAACAACUUCCCUUCCCUUCCAACUGCAUACAAACCUCCAUGGAGAUAUCACAAAAUGUCUGCCAUCUAGAUAUCACAAAAUGUCUGCCGUCUAGAUAUCACAAAAUGUCUGCCGUCUAGAUAUCACAAAAUGUCUACCGUCUAGAUAUCACAAAAUGUCUGCCGUCUAGAUAUCACAAAAUGUCUGCCGUCUAGAUAUCACAAAAUGUCUACCGUCUAGAUAUCACAAAAUGUCUGCCGUCUAGAUAUCACAAAAUGUCUGCCGUCUAGAUAUCACAAAAUGUCUGCCGUUUAGAUAUCACAAAAUGUCUGCCGUCUAGAUAUCACAAAAUGUCUGCCGUUUAGAUAUCACAAAAUGUCUGCCGUUUAGAUAUCACAAAAUGUCUGCCGUCUAGAUAUCACAAAAUGUCUGCCGUUUUAGAUAUCACAAAAUGUCUGCCGUCUAGAUAUCACAAAAUGUCUGCCGUCUAGAUAUCACAAAAUGUCUGCCGUUUAGAUAUCACAAAAUGUCUGCCGUUUAGAUAUCACAAAAUGUCUGCCGUCUAGAUAUCACAAAAUGUCUGCCGUUUUAGAUAUCACAAAAUGUCUGCUGUCUAGAUAUCACAAAAUGUCUGCUGUUUUAUCUUCUCUAAAAAUUAUGAGAUGUUCUGUGGCAUUUUUGUCUAAGGGUGUUCCAGCAAAAACACAAGCAUUAUAUCUUUGUUAUUUCCAUUCGAGGCUUUUAUCUAGUACUCUUCAAAAAAGAACUUUCUCCAAACACAAUCACGAUCAGUAACUCACUGACAUAUUAUCCUCCUAAGCGUUUGCCAAUACAUUAUGUAAGAACUCACUGUUUGAUUUUAUUGCUGUGGUUUCAGAUUACAGGUUACAUAAUUACAGAAUAUUCUUCAACUUUAAAGUGCUGAAAGAAAUAUAUAACCUUAUAAAUAUAUAAUCCAUUAUAUAAUUCACAUCCCUGAUUAAUGUGAACAAUAAGUUUAUAGACCCUAUGGGCCCUGUUCAAGUAGUGCACUAUUAAGGGUGCCAUUUUGUAUGUACACAUACAAAACUAAUCAAUAUGUUAGUCUGAAAGUAUUCAGAAUGACUUUUUCCACAUUUUGCUACAUUAGAGGCCUUAUUCUAAAAGGGAAAGGGAUUAAAGGAAAGGGAUUAAAUACAUGUUUUUCCUCAGCAAUCUACACACAAUACCCAAUAAUGGCAAAGUGAAAACAGGUUGUUAGAUAUUUACAAAUAAAAA
Molecule: messenger RNA, 3314 nt
Organism: Oncorhynchus kisutch (coho salmon)
Lineage: Eukaryota; Metazoa; Chordata; Actinopteri; Salmoniformes; Salmonidae
Product: neurturin-like
Exons: 1
Molecular function (GO): glial cell-derived neurotrophic factor receptor binding; receptor tyrosine kinase binding; growth factor activity
Source: RefSeq, a predicted model, not a curated record